GGUGAAGGUGUGAGCAUGAGGACAAUGACAUAAUGGACAUAAUGGAUGGAGAGAAAGUGUGAUGAUGUCACUGUGUUUCUGCUGAUCCAGUCAUUCCUGAGAGACAGACAGACACAGAGAGAGAGACAGACAGACAGACAGAGAGAGAGAGAGACUCUGCUGCUCUGUCUCUCACUCACUGUAAACUGGGAUUAUUUCAUCUCAGCUUUAGUUUCAGUCAAGUGGACUUCAGUCAAAGAACUUUCUCAGUCACCUUCCGGACUGGACUAGACUGGAUGGGUGCAGGUCCUGAAACCUGAUCUUUGCAUACUUCAGCCUGAAACAGAACCGUCUCUUGUCCUCGAUGCCUUGUCUCGUCUGAACCUCUCAGCGCCUUCUGUGGACUUUCUUCAUGGAGCUUCAGAGCGUCACCACCUCCGCUCUGCCCGGACCUCUCUCUUCAUCCUCAGACUACGCUGGCCCCCUGUCGCCGGGCCAAGGCCCGAGUCCAAGUCUGAGUCCUGUCAGAGGUUCAAGUCCUGGUCCUGGAUUCUCGGGUCAGGCUGCGUUCAACUACAACCAACUGGAGGGAAGAUUCAAACAGCUCCAAGAUGAGCGUGAGGCGGUCCAGAAGAAGACCUUCACUAAGUGGGUAAACUCUCACUUGUCCAGAGUUUCCUCCAGAAUCACUGACCUCUACAUGGACCUGAGAGACGGACGGAUGCUCAUCAAACUGCUGGAGGUUCUGUCCGGAGAGAGACUGCCCAAACCCACCAAGGGUCGGAUGAGGAUCCACUGUCUGGAGAACGUGGACAAGGCUCUGCAGUUCCUGAAGGAGCAGAGGGUCCACCUGGAGAACAUGGGGUCACAUGACAUCGUGGACGGAAACCACCGCCUGACGCUGGGCCUCAUCUGGACCAUCAUCCUCCGCUUCCAGAUCCAGGACAUCAGUGUGGAGACAGAGGACAACAAGGAGAAGAAGUCGGCUAAAGACGCUCUGCUAUUGUGGUGUCAGAUGAAAACUGCAGGAUAUCCAAACGUGAACAUCCAUAACUUCAGCACCAGCUGGAGAGACGGGAUGGCCUUCAACGCUCUGAUCCACAAACACAGACCUGACCUGAUUGACUUUGAUAAACUGAAGAAAUCCAACGCUCACUACAACCUGCAGAACGCUUUUAAUCUGGCAGAACAACAUCUGGGUCUGACCAGAUUACUGGACCCUGAGGACAUCAGUGUGGACCACCCAGAUGCAAAGUCCAUCAUCACGUACGUGGUCACGUAUUAUCACUACUUCUCAAAGAUGAAGGCUCUGAAGGUCGAGGGCAAAAGAAUCGGGAAGGUUCUGGACAAUGCCAUAGAGACAGAGAAGAUGAUAGAGAAGUACGAGUCUCUGGCCUCAGACCUUCUGGAGUGGAUCGAACAGACCAUCAUCAUCCUCAACAACAGGAAGUUUGCUAACUCUCUGGUGGGCGUUCAACAGCAGCUGCAGGCGUUCAACACGUACCGAACUGUGGAGAAACCACCCAAAUUCACAGAGAAAGGAAACCUGGAGGUUCUUCUCUUCACCAUCCAGAGUAAAAUGAGAGCAAACAAUCAGAAAGUUUUUACUCCACGUGAAGGAAAACUCCUCUCUGACAUCAACAAGGCGUGGGAACGUCUGGAGAAGGCGGAGCAUGAACGUGAACUCGCUCUGAGGACUGAGCUGAUUCGCCAGGAGAAACUGGAGCAACUCGCUCGACGAUUUGAUCGAAAAGCUGCGAUGAGAGAAACGUGGCUGAGUGAGAACCAGAGGCUGGUUUCCCAGGACAACUUUGGAUUUGACCUUCAGGCGGUUGAAGCUGCUACAAAGAAACACGAGGCGAUAGAGACGGACAUCGCAGCGUACGAAGAGCGCGUUCAGGCGGUGCUUUCUGUGGCGAAGGAGCUGGAGGCGGAGCAUUACCACGACAUCAAGCGCGUGACGGCGAGGAAAGACAACGUGCUGCGUUUGUGGGAGUAUCUGCUGGAGCUGCUGAAGGCCCGGAGACACCGUCUGGAGCAGAACCUGGGUCUGCAGAGAGUCUUCCAGGAGAUGCUCUAUAUCAUGGACUGGAUGGACGAGAUGAAGAUGCUCCUCCUCUCUCAGGAUUACGGUAAACAUCUGCUCGGUGUCGAGGAUCUGCUGCAGAAACACGCGCUGGUCGAGGCCGACAUCGGGAUCCAGGCCGACCGUGUGAAGAACGUCAACAGUAACGCUCAGAAGUUCGCCAACGACAGCGAGGGUUAUAAACCCUGUGAUCCUCAGAUCAUCAAGGAUCGAGUGGCUCACAUGGAGUUCUGUUACCAGGAGCUGAGUCAGCUCGCGGCUGAGCGCCGUGCUCGCCUCGAGGAGUCGCGGCGCCUCUGGAAGUUCUUCUGGGAAAUGGCAGAAGAGGAAGGCUGGAUCCGGGAGAAGGAGCAGAUCCUGUCCUCCGAGGAUUAUGGGAAGGAUCUGACGGGUGCUCUGAGACUGCUGAGUCAUCACAAGGCCUUUGAAGACGAGAUGAGCGGCAGAGCCAAUCAUUUACAGCAAACCAUCAGACAGGGACAGGACCUGGUCUCCGACAAGCACUUUGGAGCCGAUAAGAUCAAAGAGCGAAUUCAGGACAUUCAGGAGCAGUGGGCGUGUCUGGAGCGUCUGUCUUCUGUCCGUAAAGCACGUCUACAAGAAGCUUGUAACCAGCAUCAGUUCCAGGCCGACGCCGACGACAUGGACACGUGGAUGUUGGACGUUCUGCGGAUCGUGUCCAGCGUGGACGUCGGCCACGACGAGUUCUCUGCUCAGGCUCUGGUGAAGAAACACAAGGACGUGGCCGAGGAGAUCGGCAGCUACCGCCCGGUCAUGGACGCUCUGCACGAACAGUCCCGCACUCUGCCGCCGGAGAAGGCCGACUCUGAGGAGGUCCAGAACCGCCUCGCCGGCAUCGAGGAGCGCUACAAGGAGGUGGUGGAGCUGACGCGGCUCAGGAAGCAGGCGCUGCAGGACGCGCUGGCGCUGUACAAGAUGCUGAGUGAAGCCAGCGCCUGUGAGGUGUGGAUCGACGAGAAGGAACAGUGGCUCAACAGCAUGGACAUCCCUGACAAACUGGAGGACCUGGAGGUGGUGCAGCACCGGUUUGAGAGUUUGGAGCCAGAAAUGAACAGUCAGGCGUCUCGCGUUGCUGUGGUGAACCAGGUCGCACGGCAGCUGAUCCACAGUGGACAUCCCAGCGAGAAGGAGAUCAAAGCCCAGCAGGACAAACUCAACACCAGGUGGAGUCAGUUCAGAGACCUGGUGGACCAGAAGAAGGACAGCUUGACCUCGGCUCUGGGAGUCCAGAACUACCACUUGGAGUGUAACGAGACAAAGUCCUGGAUCAAAGAGAAGACAAAGGUGAUCGAGUCGACGCAGGAGCUGGGGAACGACCUGACCGGGGUCAUGGCUCUGCAGAGGAAACUCACGGGGAUGGAGCGAGACCUGGCCGCCAUCGAGGACAAGCUGGGAGACCUGGGAAAGGAGGCGGAGCGUUUGUCCUCCGAACACACGGAGCAAUCCGACGCCAUCACGGGACGUCUGGCUGAAAUCAGAGGAGUCUGGGACGAGAUGAAUGACACGAUGAAGAAACGGGAGGAGUCUCUGGGUGAAGCCAGUAAACUGCAGCAGUUCCUGCGCGAGCUGGACGACUUCCAGUCCUGGUUGUCCCGCACUCAGACCGCCAUUGCCUCCGAGGACAUGCCCAACACGCUGACUGAGGCUGAGAAGCUGCUGACCCAGCACGAGGGCAUCAAGAACGAGAUCCACAACUACGAGGAGGACUACCAGAAGAUGAGGGACAUGGGUGAGAUGGUGACGCAGGGACAGACGGACGCUCAGUACAUGUUCCUGCGACAGCGGCUCCAGGCGCUCGACAUCGGCUGGAACGAGCUGCACAAGAUGUGGGAGAACCGGCAGAACCUGCUCUCCCAGUCUCACGCCUACCAGCUGUUCCUGAGGGACACGAAGCAGGCCGAGGCCUUCCUCAACAACCAGGAGUACGUCCUGGCUCACACUGAGAUGCCCACCACGUUGGAGGGAGCAGAGGCGGCCAUUAAGAAGCAGGAGGACUUCAUGACCACCAUGGACGCUAACGAGGAGAAGAUCAGUGGCGUGGUGGAUGCAGGGCGCCGCCUGGUGGCUGACGGUAACAUUACUGCUGAACGUAUCCAGGAGAAGGUGGAUUCUAUCGACCAAAGACACAAGAAGAACCGAGCGGCUGCCAGUGAGCUGCUGAUGAGGCUGAAGGACAACAGAGACCUGCAGAGGUUCCUGCAGGACUGUCAGGAGCUGUCUCUGUGGAUCAACGAGAAGAUGCUGACAGCUCAGGACCUGACGUACGACGAGGCCAGGAACCUCCACAGCAAGUGGCUCAAGCACCAGGCCUUCAUGGCCGAGCUGCAGUCCAACAAGGAGUGGCUGGACAAGGUCGACAAGGAUGGACAGACGCUGAUGUCCGAGAAACCAGAGACAGAGGUGAUGGUCAAAGAGAAGCUGGCGUCUCUGAAGACCAUGUGGGACGACCUGGAGUCCACGACGCAGACCAAGGCCAAGUGUCUGUUUGACGCCAACAAGGCGGAGCUGUUCACACAGAGCUGCGCUGACCUGGACAAAUGGCUGCUCGGCCUGGAGACGCAGCUGCUGUCAGACGACUGCGGCAAAGACCUGACCUCAGUCAACAUCCUGCUGAAGAAGCAGCAGAUCCUGGAGAGCCAGGUGGAGGUGCGUCAGAAGGAGGUUGAGGAGCUGCAGACACAGUCGCAGGCUCUCAGUCAGGAGGGAAAAGGUUCUGAGGAAGUGGACGGUCAGAGGAUAAGCGUGGAGAGGAAGUUCCACAUGCUGCAGGCGCCGCUGAUGAAGAGAAGAGACAACCUCAUGGCCUCCAGAGAGAUCCACCAGUUCAACCGCGACGUGGAGGACGAGAUUCUCUGGGUGGAGGAGAGAAUGCCUUUGGCCACAUCAACUGACCAUGGACACAAUCUGCAGACUGUACAACUGCUCAUCAAGAAGAACCAGACCCUGCAGAAGGAGAUCCAGGGUCAUCAGCCUCGUUACGACGAUAUCUUCGAGCGCAGUCAUCACAUGUUGGCGGGCGACAGUCCCGCCGCCGCGCCGAUCCGCCGCCGUCUGUCCGAGCUGCAGUCACUGUGGGAGCGGAUCAGGGAGGAGACUCAGAAACGCCACGCCCGCCUCGGUGAGGCAAGCCACGCCCAGCAGUACUACUUUGACGCGGCAGAAGCCGAGGCGUGGAUGAGCGAGCAGGAGCUGUACAUGAUGUCAGAGGAGAAGGCAAAGGAUGAGCAGAGUUCAGUCUCCAUGUUAAAGAAGCAUCAGAUCUUGGAGCAGGCGGUGGAGGAUUACGCCGACGCGGUUCAUCAGCUGUCCGUCACCAGCCGUGGCCUUGUCGCCGCCGCACAUCCUGACAGCGAGCGUAUCGGGAUGCGUCAGUCUCAGGUGGAUAAACUGUACGCGGGGCUGAAGGAUCUGUCAGAGGAGCGACGAGCCAAACUGGACGAGAGAGCCAAACUCUUUCAGCUCAACAGAGAAGUGGACGAUCUGGAGCAGUGGAUCUCUGAGAGGGAGCUGGUGGCUGGGUCUCAUGAGCUGGGACAGGACUAUGAACAUGUGACUAUGUUGCAGGAGCGUUUCAGAGAGUUUGCCCGUGACACCGGGACCAUCGGUCAGGAGCGCGUGGACACCGUCAAUCGUCAGGCGGACGAGUUGAUCAACGGCGGCCAUGGCGAUGCGGCCACGGUGGCCGAGUGGAAGGACGGUCUGAACGAGGCGUGGGCCGACCUGCUGGAGCUCAUCAACACCAGGACGCAGAUCCUCGCCGCCUCCUAUGAGCUCCACAAGUUUUACCACGACGCCAAGGAGAUCCUGAACCGCAUCCUGGACAAACACAAGAAACUCCCUGAAGAACUGGGCCGAGACCAGAACACGGUGGAGACGCUGCAGAGGAUGCACAACACGUUUGAACAUGACAUCCAGGCUCUGGGGACGCAGGUGCGGCAGCUGCAGGAAGACGCUGUGCGUCUGCAGUCGUCUUACGCUGGAGACAAAGCUGACGACAUUCAGAAAAGAGAGGGAGAGGUCCUGGACGCCUGGAAGGACCUGCUGGACGCGGCGGAGGGGCGCCGGGUGAAGCUGCUGGACACUGCGGACAAGUUCCGUUUCUUCAGUUUGGUGCGUGACCUGAUGCUGUGGAUGGAGGACGUCAUCCGUCUGAUCGAGGCCCAGGAGAAGCCCAGAGAUGUGUCUUCAGUGGAGCUUCUGAUGAACAACCAUCAGGGAAUCAAAGCAGAGAUCGAUGCUCGCAACGACAGCUUCACCGCCUGCAUCGAGCUGGGGAAGACUCUGCUGGCCAGGAAACACUACGCUUCAGAGGAGAUUAAAGAAAAGUUGUUACAGUUGACGGACAAGAGGAAAGACAUGAUUGACAAGUGGGAGGACAGAUGGGAGUGGCUUAGACUGGUCCUGGAGGUGCAUCAGUUCUCCCGGGACGCGGGCGUGGCAGAGGCGUGGCUUCUGGGUCAGGAGCCGUACCUGUCGAGCAGAGAGAUGGGUCAGAGUGUGGACGAGGUAGAGAAACUCAUCAAACGCCACGAGGCCUUCGAGAAGUCGGCCGCGACCUGGGAGGAGCGAUUCUCCGCCCUGGAGAGGCUGACCACGAUGGAGUUACUGGAAGUGAGAAGAAGUCAAGAGGAAGAAGAGAGGAGGAGACAAGCCCCGCCCACUGAGGCUCAGUCUGCCGAUGCUACAGCUCAGCACAGGGAGGGAGAGUCGCUGUCUCAGAACGGCCUUCAGUCAGACCAGGAUCCUGCCAGGGACAACGAGGAAGGAGGCGAGGUGGUGAACGGGACGUCGGAGCCCAGCCCCUCUGCGUCUCCCGGGGCAACACGUAAAUCAAAGGUCAGUCAGGCCGCGACACUGCCGGCCAAAAGCCAGCAGGACACUCCGACGUCCCAGCUGGAGGGCUUCCUGCACCGCAAGCAUGAGUGGGAGGGGCCUAACAAGAAGGCAUCAAACAGGUCAUGGCACAACGUUUACUGUGUGAUCAACCAGCAAGAGCUGGGAUUCUACAAAGACCAGAAGAACGCGGCUCAGGGAAUUCCCUACCACAGCGAGAUCCCCGUCAGCCUGAAGGACGCCGUCUGCGAGGUGGCUCUGGAUUACAAGAAGAAGAAACACGUCUUCAAACUCAAAAUCACUGACGGGAAUGAGUAUCUCUUCCAAACCAAAGACGACGAGGAGAUGAACUCGUGGAUCUCAACCAUCUCAGCCGCCGUGGCAGGUGAAAGGUCAGAGGUGAUGCCCAGCAGCCACAGCACCCCCACGCCCGCCGCACGCGCUCAGACGCUGCCCGCCUCUGUCGCCUCGGCAACCGCUGAGUCCAGCCCAGGCAAGAGAGAAAAAGACAAGGAGAAGCGCUUUAGUCUGUUCAGCAAAAAGAAAUAGAUGCUCCCUCCUUAUCUCCUUCCCUCCUUCCUUCCUUGCUUCCUUCCUUGCUCCCUUGAUUCCUCUCUCCUCGGGUGCUGUUUGGGGCUCACUCCUCUUCAUUGACUUGUCUGUGGUCAAGUGUUUGAUGAAGAUGUUUUUAUUUAGUUUGAUCUUAACAAAGAAGAAUGAAUCCACAUGUAAUCAAUGAAUCAUUUAACUGAUUUAAGUUUAAAUAACAAAUAACAAAAUGUCAACAACACUGAGACAAUUAUUCGCAGAUGUUUUGUCAUAAAAUCCCAAACAGACACUUCCUCUUCCUCUCAAAGUACGACUCAGCAUGAAGCUCCGAGCCAAAACUCUCCACUCUGUGCCUCAGACGUCUGGUUUGGCUCAGAACAACAACAACAACAACAACAACAACAACAACAACAACAACAACAUCAUCUUCAUCUUCAUCUUCACACCGCCUGACUGUAAACAACUGUUUCCUCUGUCAGAGUUUUGUAAGAAAAAGAAUCAGAGGAGAAAUAAAACAAACAAAUAAAUAAAAACAGGAAAGAUGAAGAAAAGUCAACAAAUCAAUAACCACAAGUGUGUGUGCAUGUGUGCGCAUGUGUGUGUGUGUGUGUGCGCAGGUGUGCGCGUGUGCAU
Solea solea (common sole) is the source of this 8101-nucleotide messenger RNA. RefSeq names its product spectrin beta chain, non-erythrocytic 1-like. NCBI's taxonomy places the organism in Eukaryota, Metazoa, Chordata, Actinopteri, Pleuronectiformes, Soleidae. Gene Ontology annotation, molecular function: phospholipid binding; actin filament binding; structural constituent of cytoskeleton. Bases 392 to 7468 code for a protein of 2358 amino acids. Gene Ontology annotation, cellular component: cell projection; cell junction; cortical actin cytoskeleton. The record is from RefSeq and is a predicted model, not a curated record. Gene Ontology annotation, biological process: protein localization to plasma membrane; actin cytoskeleton organization. The transcript has 43 exons.